AUGUCGGCCAUCGGAUCCAUCUUCCGACCUUUCCAAGCCACGUACAGGUACAUGGUGAGCUAGCAGGAAGGCAGCUUGUCUGGAGUCAGCGCUGGCAGGACUCGAGGAAUUGUCUUGACUCACAAUGCCCAAAUCUGACACAACGUCCUUCACAGCAAUGGGCCGCUCACGAGAAGCCAGAGAUCUUCUUUAGCGUCCUGAUCGGAAGCGUUGGUGCGUCUCAUGCAACACUGUCUGGACGCUUUGUGGGCAGGUGCUGCAAGUCAGUCAAGUCUCGAAGCUGACGUCAUCUCUUGCCGCACACGCUCGCGCAGGUCCCGUCUUGGUCGUCACAGUGCCCCCUUUGAGGAGACGCUAUGGUUUCAUUCCGGCCGAGCCCAUUCCUUCCAGCUUCCCAGGUGGGUGCAUCGCAGCCAAGUGCUACAGUCGAGAUGAUAUCCGCUCAUCGUGCCUCGCCCGUUCUUUUGGCAUCUGAUAGUGCCACAACGGGCAAGAGAAGAGGUGACGGAGUACGACGAUGAGUAG
This is a messenger RNA of Ceraceosorus bombacis, 525 nucleotides long. NCBI's taxonomy places the organism in Eukaryota, Fungi, Basidiomycota, Exobasidiomycetes, Ceraceosorales, Ceraceosoraceae. The record is from the annotation of a GenBank genome assembly.